This is a messenger RNA of Apis laboriosa (Himalayan honeybee), 1138 nucleotides long. RefSeq names its product elongation of very long chain fatty acids protein 1-like. Lineage: Eukaryota; Metazoa; Arthropoda; Insecta; Hymenoptera; Apidae. Gene Ontology annotation, cellular component: endoplasmic reticulum membrane. Bases 167 to 955 code for a protein of 262 amino acids. Gene Ontology annotation, molecular function: fatty acid elongase activity. The record is from RefSeq and is a predicted model, not a curated record. Gene Ontology annotation, biological process: fatty acid elongation, saturated fatty acid; sphingolipid biosynthetic process; fatty acid elongation, monounsaturated fatty acid. The transcript is spliced from 4 exons.
AUUGUUGGACAGUCAAUUUCAUCAAUCAGGUGCGGUAUUUAUAUACGACAUUAAAAAUUAAAUCGAUAUAUAAUUGCUCAUAAAAGAAAUUAAUCAAAUAUUCUCGUUUAAACACAAAUGGUGUAUCUUAGAUAAUCGAAACGAAAAAAAAAAAAAAAAAUCAAAAAUGGAACUCGUAGAGAUAUACAAUUAUUAUUGGAACGAGAGAUCCGAUUCAAGAACGAAUAAUUUACCAUUGAUAGGAUCACCCAUCAUCAUUCCUACCAUUAUAUUUUCAUACUUGUACUUUGUCCUAAAAUGUGGUCCACAAUUUAUGAAAAAUCGAAAGCCGUACAACCUGAAAACUUUCAUUCAAUGGUACAACAUCUUUCAAAUCAUCGCCAACGCGUAUCUGGUGCAACAAAACAUAAGUGCAGGCUGGUUCUCCGAGAUAAGCGUGUUCUGCGAAAUGCCAGAUUAUUCGUAUAAACCUGGUCCAGUGAAGAUAGCUUACACGAUGUGGUUAACGACAAUGUUGAAAUUGAUCGAUCUCGUGGAGACAGUUGUGUUCGUGUUGAGAAAGAAACAGGAACAGAUAUCAUUUUUGCACGUGUACCAUCACGUGUCCACGAUCCUUUUAGUAUGGUUCAUGACGAAAUAUUAUGCUGUUACCAUGACCUCGUUCGGUAUUUUGAUAAAUUGUGCCGUACACGUGAUCAUGUACACGUAUUAUUAUCUGAGCACGCUUGGGCCGAAUAUGCAAAAAAUAUUGUCUCCAUAUAAACCAAUAAUAACCUCGGUGCAAAUGGUCCAAUUCGUUAUUUGUACACUGUAUGCAUUACAAACAUAUUCUCCGUCUUGUCCUGUAUCGAAAGUGCCAGUUAACACCGCAAUCUCUCAGUUAAUCAUAAAUUUCUUACUUUUCUACAAUUUUUAUCGGCAGAAUUACACAAAAUCGAUUCAAAAGAAACAUUGAAUCGUAUAUAAUCGACACGCGUUGAACGAAUGUUAGACGGGAACACGAUGGAAAUAUUCCACCGUAAAUGUGGAAUUAUUAAUAAAGUGUAGAUAUGUAUCGUAUUUAUCGAUAAUAUGCGUGUAAGAUAAGAAAUAUUUGUAACGAUUAUAAUAAUAAAAAAUAAAAGAAAUUUUAAAGUUA